AUGCCAUCCGCCACAACCACCACCAUCACUGCGGCAACAGCCUCAGCGACCUGCGGCGGCCCAGGGCAAUACGAACUCCCAGCCAAAGACGCCGCCUGCGGUGUCCCAAAUAUCAAAAACUAUCAAUCUCUCUUCGACACCUGUGCGAAGCCUGCCGGUCCCCGACCAUACUACCACGAUUGCGCUCUGUGGAGUCUGGCCGUAAACCAGUCCGUCCAGGAUCUUACCGACUGUCUCUACAAGGCUGGGGUAGCCUGGGAAGACGUAUGGUGCUCUGGUGCAACCAAUGCUACCGCAACGUCGACGUCAUAUCCCACUGCGACAGCUACGGGCGCAUCAUCCUCGAAAGGCGACGAGGGGACAACUGGAUCUCCCAGGUCCUCGGCGGCAACUGAGACCAAAUCAAGCGCGAAUACGGCGUUGUCCUAUCGCAGCCAGAUCCCGACUAAGGUUGCGUUGGGGUUAUUGGGGCUUGUUAUAACCGGAGCAAUGGGUUGGGUCUAG
Aspergillus fischeri NRRL 181 is the source of this 504-nucleotide messenger RNA. RefSeq lists its product as uncharacterized. The record is from RefSeq and is a predicted model, not a curated record. Lineage: Eukaryota; Fungi; Ascomycota; Eurotiomycetes; Eurotiales; Aspergillaceae. Bases 1 to 504 code for a protein of 167 amino acids. The transcript has a single exon.